Nicotiana tabacum (common tobacco) is the source of this 2512-nucleotide messenger RNA. Its product is annotated as transmembrane 9 superfamily member 11-like. Gene Ontology annotation, cellular component: membrane. The record is from RefSeq and is a predicted model, not a curated record. NCBI's taxonomy places the organism in Eukaryota, Viridiplantae, Streptophyta, Magnoliopsida, Solanales, Solanaceae. Gene Ontology annotation, biological process: protein localization to membrane.
UCCUCUAUUUCACCUUUCAGCUCCCUUUUAGGCGUUCAUUCUCUCUUUGAGGUCAGGUUAUGCAUCUUCAUUUGUGACUACAUCCUUUCUUGAAUAAAAAAUCUAAACAUAUUUUAUGCUUUCAUGCAAUAUUGUUACAAAACAAACUCAAAGAUAUUUUUUGUUGGCUUAAUUACUACUCUUUGUAUCUGUCAGAUCUCUAAAAGAUCAUUCAAACAAAUUGGCGAUCCAUGGAUUUCUUCGAUAAAUUAAAGAAUUGGAUAUUGGUCUAUAGCUUGUUUCUUCAAUGCGCUAGUGGAUUUUAUUUGCCUGGUAGUUUCCCACACAAAUAUAAUAUUGGUAAUCAAUUUUCCGUCAAAGUGAAUUCCUUGACAUCAAUUGAUACAGAAAUACCUUAUGGAUAUUACAGCUUACCUUUUUGUAAACCUUUAGAAGGUGUUAAGGACAGUGCUGAAAAUUUAGGUGAGCUUCUUAUGGGAGACAGAAUUGAAAACUCACCUUAUAGAUUCAAGAUGCACGUAAACGAAAGUGAAAUAUUUUUGUGUCAAACAAAUGCAUUGUCAGCUGAUGAAUUCAAAGUUUUGAAAGAAAGGAUUGAUGAAAUGUACCAAGUUAAUCUGAUUCUUGAUAAUCUUCCUGCAAUUCGAUAUAUGAAUAAAGAUGGUUAUUUUCUUAGGUGGACGGGUUAUCCGGUUGGUAUUAAGGUUAAUGAUGUGUAUUAUGUGUUCAACCAUUUGAAAUUCACUGUGUUGGUUCACAAGUAUGAGAGGAGUACUGUGCCAGGUGUGAUUGGGGAUGGAGAUGGUGCUGAGUUAAUUACAACAGACGAUAAGUCUAUCACGGAUACACCAAGUUAUAUGGUUGUUGGAUUUGAAGUUGUCCCCUGUAGCUUUCAACAUACCACAGAUUUGCUUAAGAAUCUAAAACCAUAUGAUAAGUUUCCUUCACCUAUUAAUUGUGACCCGGCGACAGUAGCCGUGAUGAUUCAAGAAGGUAAACCAUUGGUAUUUAGUUAUGAGGUAAACUUUGUGGAGAGUGACAUUAAGUGGCCAUCUAGAUGGGAUGCAUAUUUGAAAAUGGAAGGUUCAAAAGUUCAUUGGUUUUCGAUUCUUAAUUCUAUGAUGGUUAUAACAUUCCUAGCAGGAAUAGUGUUGAUUAUUUUCUUGAGGACUAUUCGAAGAGAUCUAGCUCGAUAUGAAGAGCUUGAUAAAGAGGCUCAGGCUCAGAUAAAUGAGGAAUUAUCAGGAUGGAAACUUGUCGUUGGCGAUGUCUUCAGAGUUCCAGAGAACUCGACACUCCUUAGUAUGAUGGUUGCUGAUGGAUGUCGCAUUUUAGGAAUGGCAGUUGUAACAAUAUUAUUCGCGGCUCUUGGAUUUAUGUCUCCAGCCUCUCGCGGCACCCUUAUUACUGGCAUGCUUUUGUUCUACAUGUUUUUAGGUAUAAUUGCUGGAUAUGUUGCUGUUUGGCUUUUGAAGACACUGAAUGCUGGUAAUACCAAUGGAUGGUUUUCAAUUUCCUGGAGAGUUUCUUUCUUCUUUCCUGGAAUUGCAUUUCUUAUACUAACUGUUCUGAAUUUCCUCUUAUGGGGAAGUCAUAGCACUGGUGCAAUUCCUUUCACUACAUACAUUGUUCUGUUGUUACUGUGGUUUUGCAUUUCUAUGCCUCUUACACUCAUAGGUGGAUAUAUUGGUACAAAGGCUCCACAUCUCGAGUAUCCUUGUCGUAGCAAUCAAAUCCCUCGUGAAAUCCCAGCAAAUCGAUUCCCUACUUGGUUGCUGGUAAUUGGAGCAGGAACACUUCCAUUUGGAACUCUAUUCAUUGAACUCUUCUUCAUCAUGUCUAGCAUAUGGCUCGGUCGUGUUUACUAUGUGUUCGGGUUUCUGUUGGUGGUACUGAUCCUACUAGUGGUGGUUUGUGCUGAAGUUUCUUUGGUCCUGACUUACAUGCAUUUAUGUAUGGAAGAUUGGAGAUGGUGGUGGAAAUCAUACUUUGCAUCUGGCUCAGUCGCGAUCUACAUAUUCUUCUACUCCAUCAACUAUCUUGUUUUCGAUCUCAAGAGUCUCAGCGGACCUGUCUCGGCCAUGCUCUACUUAGGUUACUCGCUUUUAAUGGCUCUUGCUGUUAUGCUAGCAACUGGAGCUAUAGGUUUCUUGACGUCUUUCUUCUUCGUUCAUCGUCUCUUCUCUUCAGUGAAAAUUGACUGAAGUGACAGACUUGAGUUCCAUUUUGCUGAUAACAUGAAGAUCAAGUGGAGACCAAAAUUAACCAUUUGCAAAUUUUGCUAGCUUUAUAGCACUUCUUCAAAAUGUUUCCAAUUUGUUGUCCUUACUGUUUCAUACAUUUGAAAGGAAAUAAGAUUAGUAUCUGAGAAAUUCUGAGAGUGUGUAUGAAGUAAGUUUCAUACUAGCAAUAAUAUAUGGGAAUUUGCAGGCACAACACAUAGCUUUUUGCAAAACAUUUCUAAUGGUAUUCAAGAAUCUUAUUCAUGUGGUGUAAUUUGAAGACAUUUUUA